AUGCUCCGCCGAAAACCCACCGCCAUUACCAUAUCAACCGAAGACCUAAUCGCCUUUGAAGAAGAACGCCAACGCCAACAACAGCUCAAAGAAAACAACCAGCAAAACAAACUAGCAAACAGCACAGGUGGCAGUAGUAUCGGUGCCGGUUUCUACUCUGGCUCCGUCGCGUACGAUCCUAACCAUGAGCUGAAACCGCUGCCCGGCGAUAAGGCGAGGAUUGUCCGAACGCGCGAUGAAAGGAUUGGUUUGGGAAGAACGGGAUGA
Paracoccidioides brasiliensis Pb18 is the source of this 267-nucleotide messenger RNA. RefSeq lists its product as uncharacterized. Bases 1 to 267 code for a protein of 88 amino acids. Gene Ontology annotation, biological process: anaphase-promoting complex-dependent catabolic process. Gene Ontology annotation, cellular component: anaphase-promoting complex. The record is from RefSeq and is a predicted model, not a curated record. The transcript has a single exon.